GCUCUCAGCCACAGUCCUCACCCUUCCUCUUGUCUACCAGGACAACAAACCUUUCAAUAGCGUUAUGACUGGGACAUACUGCAGUCACGUACAUGCCGUUUAAUCUAUCGUUCUACAAUAAUAUAGCAAGACGUGGAUAUACUGAGAAAGGCCCCGUGUCACGAGCUCGACGAGGCUUUUUGUUUAAAUUUUAUUUUUGUAGUGGCUCCAUCUGCUCAUCUACGCUAGUCGCCUGGUGAGGACCCACAACACAGACAUCUUGGCCCAGAGAACUGUCUGAGACAGGCGGAGUGUUUCAGAUAGGAAAUUGAAAGUUUCCAGUGCUGUGAGAAGAAAUCUGGGACAGCCUAGGUCAACCUAAAAAAGUUGGGUGUAAAAAAAAGGCACUGUCAUGACUGGAGCUGAGACAGAGGAUGACAUUCCAUUAGGUGAAAGAAAAACUGUCACCGACUUUUGCUACCUGCUGGACAAAUCCAAACAACUGUUCAAUGGGCUGAGAGACCUACCUCAGUAUGGACACAAGCAGUGGCAGUCCUACUUUGGGAGGACUUUUGAUGUUUACACUAAACUGUGGAAAUUUCAGCAGCAACACAGGCAGGUUCUCGAUACCAGGUAUGGCUUAAAGAGAUGGCAGAUUGGGGAAGUUGCAUCCAAAAUCGGACAGCUUUAUUACCAUUAUUACCUUCGUACCUCAGAAACAAGCUAUCUUAAUGAGGCCUUUUCAUUCUACUCAGCUAUCCGUCAACGUUCCUAUUACUUUCAGGUUAAUAAAGAGGACAGACCUGAAUUAGUGGUGAAGAAGCUUCGAUAUUACGCACGCUACAUCGUCGUCUGUUUACUGCUAAACAAGAUGGACCUGGUCAAAGUGUUGGUCAAGGAGUUAUCUGAGGAAAUUGAAGACUACACACAGCGAUUCAAUACAGAGGACCAAUUAGAAUGGAACCUGGUUCUACAAGAAGUGGCUGCUUUUGUAGAAGCAGAUCCGGUGGUUGUUGUGAACGACAACAACACUGUGGUGAUAACCAGCAACAGGCUGCUGGACGGGAGCGUGCCUCCGCUGGAACAAGGCAUGGUGGUCGGGCAGCUUGUUCUCGCUGACGCACUAAUCAUCGGCAACUGUAACAACCAGGUGAAGUUCAGUGAGUUGACCAUUGAUAUGUUCCGCAUGCUUCAAGCUUUGGAGAGGGAACCUGUGAACCUGGCCACCCAAACAUCGAAACAAGGAUCGUUGGAGCCCACUGAGAAGCCAACGAAAAGAGAAAACCCUCACAAAUAUUUACUGUAUAAGCCAACAUUCAGCCAGCUUUUUACUUUCUUGUCUGCCUCUUUUAAGGAAUUGCCUGCCAACAGUGUGCUGCUUGUAUACUUAUCGGCUACUGGUGUCUUCCCCACUGGACAUUCAGAGUAUGAAGCAGGACCAUAUGAUUUUGGAGGAGUGCUCACAAACACAAAUCGUGAUGUGGUGAACGGAGAGGCAGUGCAGAAGAAGAACCAUGCGCUCAAAGAAAUGCAUUGCCUUCAUCCAGGGGACCUAUUCCCUUUUACUCGGAAGCCACUUUUUAUCAUUGUGGAUUCAUCAAACAGUACAGCCUAUAAGAAUUUCACAAAUCUGUUUGGCCAGCCUUUGGUGUGCCUACUAUCGCCUGCAGUUUAUCCUAAAACUGUACAAGAUCAGUCUCAGCGUGGGAGUCUCUUCACUUUGUUCCUCUACAGCCCCCUUUUGGCUUUUUCCUCUGUGUGCGGCUUGAACAGCAUACGACGGGAACUGUGGGAAAGGGCCCAAGAAUUUCUGUGCAAUGUCUUCCGUGACAUUGGGCAGAUGAUAACUCGAUCGAGAACCAUAGAUCAAGCCUAUUUGCAGUUUUUUGGUGAUGAGUUUCUACGGCAGCUUAUAAUCCGCUUUGUCUUCUGUUCAGCGGCGCUGAGACUGCAUAAACUUUUUCGAGAGUCCCGGAGCUUUCCCGACUCAUAUCCCGAGCUCCCGAAACAUGACAUAGUGGAGAGCAGUGUUCUACAGAAGCAUAUUUUGGAGCUGGCCGCCAUCCUGGACGUGCAGAGCUUGUUUUGGAACGAUUCACUGGAAGUAUACUAGCGUCCUCAAACAGGGAAGAUGACAUUUAUGGCACAUAUGUUUCCGUCUCUUUUUCUCACACACGUAUGUAUAUGUAUGUAUAUAUACAUCUAUAUAAAUAUAUGUAUGUAUGUACAAAUUUAUAUCUUUUAUUAUCUGUCACAUGAGGAAACAAAUCUAUGUUCGCAUUGACUAGUGAGAGAAUUUGAUGCAAAAUACAUUCCCCAAUUUAUAUUAAUUAUUUCAUUUCAGUGACUUAAACAAAUGGCAAGCUGCACAUAUUUCUGUGAUAAUGCUCGCCGUAUUGAUCCCUGCAUGAGCACAAUGUGACCACGUCAUACCACGAGCAUUUGUAACUUUGCAUUCACUGUUGCUAUUUCAAAAAAAUAUUUAUUAUUGUUCAUUGAAAAAAGGGUACUUAAACGAUUAAGGAUGGAUCAUUUAAAAUAGGGGAACUUUAUCCAUAAAGCACUUAGGGAAUAGUGUCUCUUUCCUGUAUCAGGAAUCGUCAAACCUUUUGUUAUGGUGGCAUAUUUCUUUGAAAGAAGUCAGAAGUACCCUCACAGAAGCUGAGCGACUGACUAUUUGAGUCAUCUGUUUUCAGUUCACUGACUUGAGAUAAUUACUUCUAUAAGAGAUUAACAAAAAAGAUUCAACGAACUGUCUUUCUUACUUUGUACAUUGUUGUUAACUGUAAAGACCCCUCACCCUUUUCUGGUGUUAACCUCCGAUUCCGUCAAUCGUCUAAAUUACCAGUAAUUGGUCCUUUUCACCGAGACGUAUCUGCAUGGAAAAAGGAAAAGAUAGUUGUACAUUUGUUUUUUUUGCCCUAAGAUAUUUCAGCACGUCACACUGUGCAGUCGGUCGACAAUUUUUAAAAACAUUAUAUAGGAAAGAUACUGUAAAGUGCAUGUUUUAAUGGUUGAAAUAUUUUUUUUGUUUCAUCAGAAGAUCCUGUAAAGAAUGUGAACAUUUGACUUACCAUGAUUACCUUUUUUAUAGAUAACAUGAAGCAGUCCAUUGAUUACUGAGUAGCUCAAAUAAAACCAUUCAUCACAGCGGUUACACAAUUAGCCACGUGCUCUCCUGGAUGUUAAGCCAAGCCAAGCUAAGAUGGUGGAACAGCAAAAUUACAAAAGGAAAGCCUUUAUGCGUGGAUUGAGUAUAAAUAACACAACAUACAACAGAAUGAAGUUUCAUAUUCAACUUAUAUCAGACCUGAUUUGAACAUUUGGACAGUAGAAUGAUAGCACACUUCUCUAAUCACACAAAAAAAAGUGUAUAAAAUUCACAGUGAUAUGCAUGAUGGUAAAACCUGUUAUACCGAGCUGUUUGUUUAUCUAUGAUGUUUUGUAAAAAAUCCCGUCAAUGACAUUGAACCCCUAUUUUUUGUUGAUAAAUUAGUACAUCCAUUUUUUUUUUUACUGUUUUAACCCCAUUUCCAUCACAUUUGGAAUGCACAAUCUGCUAAAUCCCAUCAUUUGUCACGAUUUGAUCACAAUGUCAUUUUGUUCACAAUAGAACCGGAAGCAUAUAUUGAUAGGAAAAUAGUUCAUUAUCUUUAAAAAAAAAUAACAACUCUUCUUGAAUCGAAGGCUGCUUAAUAGUUUUAACAGGUACGUGUGAAUCGUUUAAAUGUGUAACAUCCUGUUAGGUUGUGUUGACGUAAUUGUGAACACCACAUGCCUCAAAGGGAAAAGCCACUUCUCUGGCUCAAUAAUACACCUCAGGACUGAAAAGUUCCAUUGUCACAAUACCAUACAACAAUGCUAAGUGCCAAUAAGAGGUUGGAUCAUACUAAUUGGUCCUUCUCUAUGGUCCUGUAAGCUGUAGAAUCACCUAAAAUUCUAGAAAGGCUUUCACAUUUCGCCUCGGAACACUUCUCCACUUAGUUUAAGAGAAUUUUAAACAAGCCCAGACAGUGAUGUUUUACUUGAUUCUGUUCAGUCUUUACUUGCUAUCGUUCAAUCACUGCAGCUUGUACCUGAUAAUAAUAUGUGGAGGUGAUCCGACUUAUCCGAUUUAUCCGACUUAUUUUAUUGUUAUGCUGUUCCAUCUUAGGCCUUGAAGAUCAUAGAUGUCUAACAUCCCCAUGAAAUUUUCUAGAAAUGUUCUAACUUAAAUAAUUCCCUAUUGAUAAUAAUAAAUAUAUAUAUAAAAAAGCUAAGAGAACCUAUUAGCAACAUUAUUCUGAAAUUGUUCAGUAAAUCAUAAUUGCACUUUUUAUUCCCUGAAAUCUCUAUAUCUAUGUAUCGUGACAUGUAACUGCUCUAUGGUGCUCUUUUUAUACCCACUAAUUGUCCUGACCACUUUUCAAUUAAUCAAAUGAAUGCCAAUAAUUUUUCCAGACUUUUGUAGUCUCUGUUUUAACAUUUUAAGGCAUGAUACUUGCUCCCAAUUCACGAUGAACUGUGAACUGUGACAGGGUAAUACUAGCUCUUUGAAUCAGUCAAAUGUAACAAGAAUUGCAAAUAGUUGUAUUUUCGGAGCAGCUGUUUUUACAUAAGGAGUUUUUUGUUGUUUUGUUGGGUUUUUAAAAAAUAAGGGGUUCAGCUUGAAAUAAAAUAACAGCAUCUAAGUGUGAUUACUGAGCAAUGAGUCGAUCACACCAAAUCAAAUCCUAUCCAAAAUUAACUGUCAAGUAAACUUAAAUAAGGUAGAACUCAUAAAAGGCUCUGGAGCUCAGCAAUCCAGGAAAUCAACUCAUCUCUUUCUCGCACACCCAAUCAGAAAUUUACUAUAUUUACUUUAUAAAUACUAUAAUUGUCUUAAAUUGUCUUAAAUCCUUGUGCAAAGGCUAAUUAGUUUAUUUUCUAGCACAUUGCAACUGAUAUCUGUCUCCCUCCUGAUUAAUAAACUUACUAAAGUUACUAAACUAAAAUGUUAAUUUAGAUUAAAAUUACAAUAUGGACUUUGGAAAAAAAUAUUAGUUAUUUUAUUUCAUUCAAAUAGAAUAAGUGAGAGUAAACUUUAAUUUAUAUUUCAAAUUUCUAAAUCAAAAGGUACUUUAGAUUAAAUACAGGAGACAUGAAAAAUAUCAUAAACAGCUUAAAAGCUAAUUAAAAAAAAUACAAAAAAUGCUGUAUGAAAAGAUUCAGAAAGUGUGAUCCAAAGGUUUUUCACCUUCAAUGUUCAACUGUGUUUUCCACAGCCGGUCAUCGCACUAGUUUGAAAGUUCAGGCUGUUUUUUUGUAGCUUUUAUGUAUAUUUAGAUGAAGAUAUGAAUACAUACAAAAGAAGGGAGUGUUUACAAUGACUUCCCAAAAAUAUCUUUUUUUUUGUUUGUUUGUUUGUGUGCCCUUACACACAUUGUCUUGGAGUUGUGGUUGAAAAGUUCCACACAAAUUAGGCAAUCCAUAUCAUUAUUAAAAAAUUUUUUUGUUUUUCCUUCCGAUGCAGUUUGAUAUGAGUGAGAUUUGCUCGACCAUAUUUGGGGCUGAUUUUAUACGGUCUGUCUCUAUCCUAUGCCCUUUGUGAUGGCAAUAGAAAUGUUCUGACCAGUCGGGAUACUGGACGGUCAUUGUGGUCAGGUGCGAGUAUAAUCAGCAGCUAUUUUUUAUCGUGGCGUCGUACUUGGUUUAUCUGGUUAAAGUGGGAUCGAGGCUUUGAUGAGUCUUUAAACCAUUCCUAGUAGUUUUUUCAAGGUGCUUGCCCUGAUAGUCCCUUAUUGUUUCACUACGGGAAUCAUAAUUUGUCUCUAUAACACGAGUUAUCACUGAUUGGAUGACAACCUUACAACAUGGAUGUAUGAAUGACAUAUUAUUGGGCCUAAAUAAUGCAAAUUUUAGUGUAUUGGAAUAUUAAUCUGCACUACCUGCUGACACUGUGUGAUAUCAUCAGCUUACGUUGUUGCCAAGCAACAAAAUCACCACUCUGGUCUAUUCAUGGCAAUCUUUGUGUACUCCUGUAUCACAUUUAUACUCUGCAUCGAUACUUAAAAUGUCUUAGUGUCCAUAUCUUGAAUUUAUUCAUUUUUAUUCUGCUAUCAAUCCACGAAAUAGCCCAUCUUUUCACAAUGAUUGAUCCUGUAGCAAUAUUAGUCCCCACUAGGGAUUAAUUUAGUACUUUAGAACAAAAUUUGGCAGGAACAAUUGUCAUGAUUUUUUUGUUUUUUGCUGCUUGGUUGAAAAUUUCCAGCUACAGGAUGUUGUAUUAGACAUUCAGAUAAUUUUAAGUAUACAAUUUGUUUGUGAUGCUGAAGGAGCAUGUUACCACGUGCAAUAGUGAAAUUGAUUUUGACUAAUAAAUGCAUUUGAGUUACUCUAUUCUGUUUGUGUCCUUGCAUAGUGGGACAAGAAUGGCGGCGUGAUUUAAUACCUGUAUAGUUGGUAUAAAAUUCUACAGGGUAAAAAUGAGAUCUCUCUUUAGGUGGAAAACACUCUAAAGCCCCUAAAAGUCUAAUAUGGCACUACUGUAGUAUACAGAAAUGUAUCUUUUUUUAUGUCCGGGUUUGUAAAUUUGAUACAUAAAUUUUUCGCGCACACAUUUUGGUUUGUGUUACAACUAAAAGUCAAAUUGUAUAUAUAUUAAUAAUAUUUUUUUUUAUCAUGUUCUGGUUCUUCAUUUUCCAUUCCACCUGUUUGUGAUUCAUGGUUGUAGGCAGAGAGAACAUCCCAGAAAAAAAUAUUGCCUGUCAGUCACAGAGCCAACACUGAGACAAAGACAGCAAUUAAAAUACUUACUUUAGCCCAACAUACAUGUUUUAAGACUAAGACUUGGAGAACGCUGAAGUGCUCAGAGAGAACGUUUGCAUUCAAGCUGUAAAGCAACAGUUCCCACCACUGCACAAGAUUUAGCUUAAACUGGAAAUGAAUAGAUCAUUUCAAACAAUGCCCUAUAUAAAAUUCAAAAGCACAACAAAGUAAAGGUGAGUAAUAUGUCAUAAUUCACAAAUAGCUUUGCUUUUUGAGAUUAAUUUAUAGUAGUAGGACUGACUGAAGACCAUUAUGGUGAUAGUUGGGCAGAAACCAGCUGAUAGUUUACUGCCUUUGCCAAUAGGUUCAAAUAAACAGCGACGCCAGAACUACCAAAGUGAAUGCUUCGAACUGAGUUUAGAAUGGGGCAACGCCGUUUUAGUGUUUACGUUAAGUUGUGUUGACAUUGUUAGAAUUAGUGUAAACCUAGUGUAUAGUGAUGUGUAUACAAAGAUGUGGUUGUUCAGUAACUAGAGUGUGUUGGUUGUGUAAUAUGAGUUUGAAAAAAACACCAAAAAUGUCAGUCGGCCUUUUUUUCAAUGUUGCAUUCCAACUUUCCAACAACAUUUCCAGAAGCAGAGGAAAAUACCAAUGUUUAAUUCAUUUUGUGUAUGUCUUGGAAGAAAUAUUUUUAUAUGGUCAUGCAUUUUCAGUAAAAUAUUAUUGCAAACCUUCAUUUGCACUUACUGACAUUUAAGAAACUGUAGGGUUGCACUUUAUCAUUAUUGUUUUUAUUAUUAUUAUUAUCUUCUUGUAGAUUCUUUUUUCUUGUAAGAAUGGUUCGAGUCCUUAAUGUUUUUUACAGUUUCUGUCCAAAAUGUGCCAAUCAUGUUUCUGAAGAUUGCAAAGAAAGCAUGCAACAUGUUCUUUUACAUAAAAAAAAAAUUAAAGGUUUGGAAACCACAACAGAAGGGAGAAAUUAAGAAAAAAACUUGUUGCCCUUUACCGGCCUGUAGCUUAUUAUUUACAGGUUUAUUACACUGAACUGAGUAUUUAAAAAAAAAAAAAAAGAAUCUUUGUUUCUGUUUGUGAGAAUGUUAAGUGUGGUAAUGUAUUCUGUGCUAAAUAUUUUUUAAAAUGACAUAAAAUGAGUUGUUAAUAAUUUUAUAUACCGUAACCCAUUUAUUUAUACACAUAAAGUGGUUAAGAAUACAAAGAAAGUGUAUCACUGCAUAUGUGGACAUUGUUUAAUUUUUUUCCAUUUCCGCAUGAUUCUUCAAAUCAUAAUAUGCAUUAUAUAUAUAUAUAUAUGCAUAUACACACAUACACACACACGUAUGUGUGAAUUAUUUAACCCAAAGGGGGACCAUCUUAAAUGUUUCUUUAAUCUUUCCACCUUCUUCUAUGAAGACCACCGGAAGAAAGUUCUUCGUUGUAGAAAUGAAAAGAUUGCUUUUCUGUGUAUUGGACAAUGGAACAAUUAAAUGAUGCAGAUCUCUGUCUCUUGGGAACAAAUCACUUGUAACUGCCAUCUGAGCAAUCCUGUUGUCUGCCCAACAAAUGCAAUGCCAUUUCUACUUUUUUCUGCUUUGAAAAAUCUUUUCAAAAGUUAAAAAAAGAGAUUAAAAAAAAACAAAUGGGAGCAACCCUCCUUUAUAGCAACAUGUGACUUAAAUAUUGUUAGGGUUAGGGGUCAGUGACAACAUUUCCAAUUAAAAAAAAAAAAAAAAAGAUUUUCAGUUGUAAACAAACUAUAUGUUGAGGGAGCAUGUUAUAUUUAGAAGUGCCAAAGACCAGUGUGUCCUAACGUUCCAAUCCUAAAACUGAAAAUACAUGUUUGCAGUAUCCUGAUAUGUUUUUCUGUGUAUUACCAGAUGGAGUCAAUAAAGGAAUAUCUG
This is a messenger RNA of Menidia menidia (Atlantic silverside), 8603 nucleotides long. The record is from the annotation of a GenBank genome assembly. NCBI's taxonomy places the organism in Eukaryota, Metazoa, Chordata, Actinopteri, Atheriniformes, Atherinopsidae.